AUGGCGGUGCCGUCGUGGGUUAGUCACUUUGACAAUUUCAAUCGGCCAAAUGCUAAUGGAAAUAGCAGUGGUCUAAGGCCAUUGACUAAUGAUGGAACAAAACUACAUCGUUCUCAGUCUUUGAUACCAGACAGUUCCUGGUACGACCACAGAAACCAGUCGUUGAAAUUCCAACCAGUUCGAUGGCAUUCUAACUACCAGAAUAAUAAUGACAGUUCUGUAUCUUUACCACGAAAGCUUUCUUCUCCUGGAAAUGGGUUGCAUACGAUUCCUGAGGAUAGCUGGAAUGACAAUGAGCAGUAUUCAAAUAGACUAAAAUAUAUUAAAAGUGUAAAUGACUUAACUGAACAACGUGAGAGGCGACAGGUUUUUAUGUCACCUAACUAUGGUUCCCAUGAGCAUCUUCUCGCCUCUUCAGAAAGGGUAGACUCAGAAAAACAAGCAAGACGUCCACAAAGAGGGAUUAAUCCACCUUCUAGAACACGAUCAGAGCCAGAUUUAGUGGAUGCGGUUCAUCCCAAACCUCCGACCAAACGCAAGACAAGUGCAAGCCCUUUUCUUACUCCUGAAGUGAAUUCUGACACUCUUAGCGAGAAAAGUGAAGGACGCCGCAGUAGUCGCAGUGCUGUAAGUGUUGCGUCUACGAAUAAAUCGGAGUUUAGCAAAAAUAUAAACAAUUCAAGAAGACAAAGUCUUUCACCAAGUUACAGAGAGAGUGUUCGACGUGGUAGUGAAACAAACAGUAUAGUCAAACAACCUAUACAUAAAUAUCCAUCAUCCCCUACUAGCGAUUCAAGUCCCUUUGCUAAAAUUGAGAUCCCUGUUGAACUGUUAGAAACACCCUCUAGACGAUUAAAGAAAAUCCUUGGACCAGUGAUAAUGUGUGUUUUGGCUAUAACAUUAGCUGGAAGUCUUGGAAUAGCAGUUUAUUUUGCAACUGUGUUAAAAGAAACCCAAGACAAACAAAUAGACUUCCUACAUGCACAUCUAGAAAUGUCUAUUAGAAACCAAAAUAUUAACUCAUUGUCAUCAGUUCAACGAGAGAUGAUUGCAGUGACUUAUUGUAAAACGAUGGAUAAAUUUUAUAUUGGAAGUGAGUUGAGAACAGUCUAUCGAGGUUGUGAAGUGAUAUCUUUGCGGAAUGAUAAGAUCAAUUUCACACUGUUCUUCACUGAUGAUCGGUAUACACCAGGAGAAGUAAUCAUAAAAGUUAUACAAGAUAAAGCUCCCGCUACCAAUGUGCCUGGUACAGCUUCACGUCUAGUCAUGGUUGAUCAAUUGACUGUGGAUUUAGCUACCACUAAAAUCAAAUUAGAGACUAAAAAGGAAUCGGAAAAUUUCAAUAAAAUCAUAUUUGAUGAUCCUGGGAUAACUACCCCUAUACCUCGGAGACAAGAAGAUGUUACGACUAGUCCGACAACAUUUAGGACUACAUCUACUACUACUGUUGUUUCAACAACCAGUCAACCGACGACAACUAGUGCAGAAGCAACGACUUCCAAGUCGAUAGCGACAACGGCUUCAACAAAUAUAACAACUUCUCUUACAUCUACAAUUACAUCCUCCAGUACAACUUCUGCAUCAAACGCAGAUCGUAAAACUAUAAAGUUAGAAAGUGAACAUUUUUCUGAUUCUGUUUUGUAUCUUACAACGUCUAAACCCAUUCGUACAAAUAUUGUAUCGACUGAAGAACCCAAUCCAUGCCAUGGUAAGAAUGGCAGAGGCUAUUAUCCACAUCCGACAGAAUGUAACUUGUAUUAUGAAUGUCAGAAUAACAAGUCUGUGUUGUUAUAUUGUGGUGAAAUGGUAUUUGAUUUUACUAGAAAUGUAUGUGUGGUCAAAACUCCCGAGUUUGAUUGUCCUAAUAACACCAUCUUCAAGGCAUCUUCAAUACCACCAGAUGUUAUAAAUGAAGUAGACAAGAACCGAACUGCAGCGCCAGUUUACGAAUGGGAUCCAUGUAGUAAUCACGAGGGUAAUUAUUUCCCCCACCCUGUUGAGUGUAACCUGUUUUUCCAAUGUGCUCACGGUAAAUCUGUUUUGACACUGUGUCAAUCGGGACUUCUGUAUGACUGGGAAGCUAAGGUGUGCACCAAGAAAUCACCAGAUGUGGUUUGUCCUGAUCCGUCAAAAGCACCACCCAGACCAGAUAAUAUUGAAAGUAUAUCACCAACCCAAAAUUCAAUGUAUUCUAAUACAGUUCCUUACCCAACAAGACCAGCAUAUGAUAGAGAACCAUGUAAAACAGAUACCACUGAUGGUCACUUAUUCCCUCAUCCAGAUGAUUGUACCAAAUACAUCUUUUGUGACCAAGAUGUUGGUAAAGAGAUGCUUUGUUCUGGAGGACUAGUGUUUGAUCCUAAUAUAAACGCUUGUCGUAAAUCAUCUUCAGAACUACCUUGUCCAGAUUUCAGACCCUGUAAAGGUAUCAAUGGAGGGUAUUUCCCUCAUCCGACAGAUUGUUCCAAAUUCAUCAUCUGUGAGGCCGAAAGGGAAAUUGUUCAAACAUGUUUACAUAAUCUGGUAUGGGACUACCAACAACAAAGCUGUGUUAGGAAAACUGAUGCGAUUGUAUGUCCGUGAUAAGCAUGUAAUGAUGUUUUAAUUACUGAAUCGCUUUUCCUGUUUUGAAAGCAAUGAUACAGAAAUCUGUCAACGAAUUGGAACAAUGAAGCGAUGUAAGCAGCUGGGCUGACGCAUUUGUUCACAUUAGAUAAAGGAUAUAUAAAUUUAUCACAGUUCUUUUCUAACACCGAUAAUGUUAGCUACGGACAGUUUAUAAAGACUUGUAUGUACAUGCAUGUUCCUGCAUCUGGUACCGGUGAAUAAAUUUGUGCUUUUUUACUGUGGUAUUGCUCUAUGACUGGGUUGUAACUCGCGUACAUUGGCAGGCAAUUGUCGUUAUUUUUUAGGGUGGAUAUUUAAUUGUUUAUUUAAUUCUGUAUUAAAGUGCUUAUAUUAUCUGUUUGAGCUGUAAAUAAUGUUGAG
This is a messenger RNA of Lottia gigantea (owl limpet), 2988 nucleotides long. RefSeq lists its product as hypothetical. The transcript has 9 exons. Bases 1 to 2583 code for a protein of 860 amino acids. Gene Ontology annotation, cellular component: extracellular region. The record is from RefSeq and is a predicted model, not a curated record. NCBI's taxonomy places the organism in Eukaryota, Metazoa, Mollusca, Gastropoda, Lottiidae. Gene Ontology annotation, molecular function: chitin binding.